AUGGUAAUGGUGGUGGAGAUUUCGCAGAAUGGUGCAAGUGGAGAUGGGUUUCAGAUGAAGUUUUGUGGAGGUGGGUUUCAACUGGUGGUGGAGGGGAUUUCUGGUGGAGGAGAUUUUGCCUUGGACUGGUGGAGUUGGAUGCAGAUUCUGCUGGAUGUGGGUUGGUUACAAAAUCAAGGUUGGUGGAGAAAGGCGAUGCUUGUGGAGAUUUCUCUUAGGACUGGUCUGAUUCUGAAGGUGGUGCUAGUGAUUUGUUGCCUGAAGGAGGGUGGAGCCAAGGCCAUCACCAUCAAGGAAAACAAGGUGUACACAAAACAAAUGGUGGAAGAUAAAGGCGAUGAAUUGGAGGAGGAGGAAGAAGAAGAAGAAGUAGGAGGAGAAGAAGAAGAGCCUUGCGAGGUUCAUGCGAAGAAAAAAAUGUAUCUUGUUGGUGGGUCUGGUGAGCAAGUGUCUAGUGCUGGUGGUGGUGGGGGAGGGGUGGCGCGACCUUGCUGUCAAGUGGAAAAGUGCACCAUCGAUUUGAACGAUGAAGCACUACCACCGACGCCAUAA
Messenger RNA from Ilex paraguariensis (yerba mate), 552 nucleotides. The record is from the annotation of a GenBank genome assembly. Lineage: Eukaryota; Viridiplantae; Streptophyta; Magnoliopsida; Aquifoliales; Aquifoliaceae.